Messenger RNA from Argentina anserina (silverweed cinquefoil), 1690 nucleotides. RefSeq names its product BTB/POZ domain-containing protein At5g41330. The record is from RefSeq and is a predicted model, not a curated record. Lineage: Eukaryota; Viridiplantae; Streptophyta; Magnoliopsida; Rosales; Rosaceae. Gene Ontology annotation, biological process: protein homooligomerization. Gene Ontology annotation, molecular function: protein binding. The transcript has a single exon. The coding region runs from base 66 to 1478 and encodes 470 amino acids.
CCCCCCAAAACUCUCUUCUUCCCCAAUUCAAUCCCAAUUCUAGGGUUUUACAAAUUCCCCCAAAUAUGCUCAAAACAAUGAAACCUUCAGCUCUACCCAAGUCCGCGUUCAAGCACACCCACAGGCCCGAAUCCAACAUCGCCACCAUCGACGUCGGCGGCCAGCUCUUCCAAACCACCAAGCAAACCCUAACCCUAGCCGGCCCGGACUCCCUCCUCUCCAAAAUCUCCGACUCCGCCGCCGCCCACCUCCCUCCUCCCUUCAUCGACCGCGACCCGGAGCUCUUCUCCAUCCUCCUCUCCCUCCUCCGCACCGGAAAUCUCCCCUCCAAGGCCAAAUCUUUAGACCUCCAGGACCUAAUUUCCGAGUCCCAAUUCUACGGCAUCGAAACCCUAAUCAUCAAUUCCCUCUCCAACCCUUCCCAUUUCGACGCCUUCAACCUCGAAAGGUCCCUCACCUUGCCCCUCAACGGCCGCGACUCGCCCGCCGUCGUCGCCACCACGCCGUCCGGCUCCGUCCACGUCGCCCACGGCAGCAAGAUCACGUCUUUCGAUUGGUCGCUGCGGAAGAAGUCGACGAUUCUGACGGAAUUCUCCGCCGUGGACUCGAUGCUGGCGAUCUCGACCAAGCUCGCCGCCGUCGGGGCCACCGACUUCUCGGGGCUCCAGAUUGUGGACCUCGAAAACGGGUCGGUGAGGGAGACGCUGAGCUGGGAGAAUGUGACGCGGUCCGGGUCGACGGUGCAGGCGAUCGGGUCGUCGCAGGAGUCUCUGUUUGUGAGCUUCGAAUCCGGUAGACGAAACUCGAAUUCGAUUAUGAUAUAUGACUCGAGUACAUUGAGCCCUGUUAGUGAGAUUGGGCAUUAUGAGAUUUUCGGUGCCGAGAUUAACUCAGCAUUGCCGGCUACCAAGUUGAAAUGGGUGCCGGGUUAUAAUCUGUUGAUGGCUUCCGGGUCGCAUAGUGGGCCGUCUGGAGUGUCUGGUAAUGUUAAGUUUUGGGAUGUAAGGUCUGGGAAUGUGGUGUGGGAGGUACAGGAGAAAGUCGAUUGCUUUUCGGAUGUAACCGUUUCGGAUGAGUUGUCAGCAAUGUUUAAGAUUGGUGUGAAUUCCGGGGAGGUGUUCUAUGCGGAUAUGAGGAGUUUAGGUGUGGAGCAGCCUUGGGUUUGUCUCGGAGAUAAGAGGAGGAUGGUUAGUGGGAAGAAGGAGGGUGUUGGGUGCAAGAUUGAGAGCCAUGGGAGCCAAGUGUUUUGUAGCAAGGGUGGGGAUUUGGAGUUGUGGUCAGAGGUCGCGGUGGGUUCUAAGAAGAGGAGUGAGGGCGGGUUGGAAGCGAGGCACUUUCGGAAGAAUGUGAUGGGGAGAAUGAAGGAUAUGGGAGGUUCCAGGAUAACCAACUUGACUUUUGGAGGGAACAAGAUGUUCAUGACAAGGAACGACCAGCAAUAUGUUGAGGUUUGGCAGAAUUCUGCUAGAGGAUAUUGAUCCCAAAAGGGUUAUAGUGCAAUUGGUAGAGGGGAAUGAUAUUAUUGAUCUUAGUUGAGAAAAUCAGUCAAUUCUUUUGUAAUAUAAUGUGUCAGCUAGCUUGAUUUGUUUGUAAAUCAUAUUGUAGCUUCAUUCUUUUGUGCUCUGAUGUCCAGUUAUCAAUUGUUUAUAAAUGAUUUAUUGAAUGAAUUCAAUGAGAUGAAGUUGUGUCA